Anopheles gambiae (African malaria mosquito) is the source of this 1970-nucleotide messenger RNA. RefSeq names its product pre-mRNA-splicing factor 38B. The record is from RefSeq and is a predicted model, not a curated record. The transcript has 7 exons. Gene Ontology annotation, cellular component: precatalytic spliceosome. The coding region runs from base 174 to 1346 and encodes 390 amino acids. NCBI's taxonomy places the organism in Eukaryota, Metazoa, Arthropoda, Insecta, Diptera, Culicidae.
GUCCUUGGAAAUUGUAUUAAAUUGUUUGGUUUGACCCGCAGUCACAUCUAGCUAUCAUCAUUGACCAAUAUUAUGUGUUAAAGUUUUGAAGUUAAUUGAUCAAGCUACUGCUACUAAAAUUUAUCAAAACUAUCCCAUGUAAACUUUUUGUUGCCAAGAGUUUUGUUACCAAUAUGGAAUUUGAUAACAAUGGACAUGGACAGCAAGAGUAUUAUUGUUUGCAGCAAACUCAGCACCUUCAGCCAAGUCCGCAUGCAUCGAAUCAAGCAAGUGUUCCCAAAAAAUCAACGAAGCAAAAUAAUGCGCUACCACUCUGGGGGAAUGAAACAUCGAUGAACUUGAACCCUUUAAUUCUUGCGAACAUACAGGGUUCGAGUUAUUUUAAAGUGUCCUUGUUUAAGCUGAAGACUUACCAUGAAGUUGUAGACGAAAUAUACUAUCAAGUGAAACACUUAGAACCAUGGGAAAGAGGCUCUCGCAAAACCGCGGGCCAGACAGGAAUGUGUGGAGGAGUUAGAGGCGUCGGAGCUGGAGGGAUCGUUUCAACUGCUUUUUGUCUGCUCUACAAACUUUACACUUUACGAUUAACACGAAAACAAGUUAAUGGACUACUGUCUCACGGCGAUUCCCCCUACAUACGAGCAUUAGGUUUUAUGUACUUGCGAUACACUCAACCACCAUCUGAUCUGUUUGAAUGGUAUGAGCCGUACCUGUUAGAUGAAGAGGAGAUUGAUGUCAAAGCUGGCGGAGGACAGAUAAUGACCAUAGGACAAAUGAUACGGCAAUGGUUGACAAAACUUGACUGGUUUUCAACAUUAUUCCCACGUAUACCUGUUCCAAUUCAAAAGCAAAUUGAUGGAAAACUUGACAAUUAUGCAAAAGAAAAUGGUGUUUCAUUCGCAGUUGCACAACCGGAUCGCGGUGGUGUAUCCGUCGGUGCGAAACAAAAUCGUGGAGGAUUGUCAGGAACGUCAGGCGUUUCCAGGGGUUGCGGGCCGAGCACAUCUACAGACGAGCGAGAAUCAUUUCGUUUUGAACGGGCUGAGGAAUCAUUUAAAGAAAAAGUUGAUAAACGAAAUGUGUCUGCACACUGUGAUCGAGAUGCACGGACGACUCGUUACGACCAGUAUGGUGAUGAUCGACACAUUCGUACUCGCAAAGAUUAUCGUGGGAAAGAAUCGGAUCGUGAUAGAGAUCGUGAUAGGUACAGAGAAAAAGAAAGAGUUAAAGAAAGACACAGGGAACGUGAUCGUGAUCGUGAACGCGACCGAUCGCGGGAUCGCAGUCCUGAUCGUAAAGAUUAUCGUGAACGCGAUCAUCAUCACCGUGAUCGAAGACACCGUUGAAGCUUUUUCCAUAAGUUGAGCUGUAUAUACAUAUUUUUCCCUUGUACUUUUCUAGGACACAAUACAUCAAUGACGUGCUCGUUUUUAAAUGUGUAAAGUACGUCGACGAGACAGUACUGUUGGAAAUUUUUGAUAGUCCUGAUUCGAACUAUUUGGAGAAAAUUAUAAUUUUUUUUUCCGAUAAUCCUGAUUCGGAAAUAUAUAGGGAGUUUGAUUUGUUUCGCUACAUUAACUAUUGUGGCAACGUUGUAAUCAACGAAACAAUAAAACGGGAUUACUUUUCCUAGUUGAACAGCCCCUCACGAAUAUCGCCGAUGAAACGACAUGCACUACUUAUUGUAUCGAUUUCUUUAACAUAUUGUAUCAUUUCUAUCAAUUCCGGAUAAAGAGGUUGGUUUCUUUAGAUAUGUUUACUCUAAAGUUACAACAGCUUUUGAAUUACCUCAUGAAACUUAUGGUUCUCAUCCUCUUAACAUUAGUACCUCAUCGAUAACAUGCAUUCUGCUUUGUUUGAAUCCUUAUUUCAUAUAUAUUGUUAAACAAUUCACCAAUUGCACAGUUGAGUUUGUAAAAGUAUAAUACUAAUAAGAACAAGUAUAAUAUAAUACUAAGUAGAACAAACUA